Molecule: messenger RNA, 1229 nt
Organism: Lotus japonicus
Lineage: Eukaryota; Viridiplantae; Streptophyta; Magnoliopsida; Fabales; Fabaceae
Product: ATP-dependent Clp protease ATP-binding subunit CLPT1, chloroplastic-like
Exons: 6
Coding region: 15-785 (256 amino acids)
Source: RefSeq, a predicted model, not a curated record
UCCCUUGCUUGAAGAUGAAAGCCUAUUGUUGCCCACUCCCCAUUCAUCCAAACCCACCUCACAAAACCUCCCUCUUCACUCCAAUGGCUUCCAUUCCCACCUUCUCUUCUCUCACCACAAUCUCUCCCCAUUCAAACCCCAACCACCACCACCACUCUUGCACACUCCCUCUCACCUCUCUCUUCGGAACCAGAAUCACCCUCCACCGCCCCGCCUCCUCUCGUUCCCUUCAUCUCAACACCAAUUGCCGCGCAACCUCAGCAACGGUGUCGUUUAGCCUCCCCACCCCGAAACCUCAACCGGAUGCACCUGAGAAAGUUCCAAAGUGGUCGGCGAGGUCGAUAAAGUCGUUUGCAAUGGGGGAAUUGGAAGCGAGGAAGCUCAAGUAUCCUACCACAGGAACUGAGGCACUUCUCAUGGGGAUUUUAGUUGAAGGAACAAGUAAAGCUGCAAAAUUCUUAAGAGCCAAUGGAAUUACUCUUUUCAAAGUACGUGAUGAAACGGUAGAGCUACUUGGGAAAUCUGACAUGUAUUUCUUCAGUCCAGAACAUCCUCCUUUGACUGAACCCGCUCGGAAAGCCCUUGAUUGGGCAAUUGAUGAGAAAUUAAAGUCAGGUGGAGAAGGGGAAAUAAACGUGGCUCAUUUACUUCUAGGAAUUUGGUCACAAAAAGAAUCAGCAGGUCAACAGAUCUUGGCCGGUCUAGGUUUCAAUGAUGAAAAAGCCAAAGAACUUGCAAAAUCAGUUGAUGGAGAUAUUGACUUGAGUUACAGGAGAACAGCAUAGAAGAUAUUUUUCGACAAAGGUUGAUUGAUAGCUAUUGACCCUUGGUGUUGCAAGUUCCUCUAGGGGAAAUUAACAAUGCUCUUAGUUCCAAAAAAAAAAUGCUCUUCCCUAAUUUUAUCAACAAGUGCCGCCUGCAAGCAUUGAUGUCCUUCAGACUUCUAUGUCAAAUAUGUUGUACACUAAUUUCCAAUUGGGGAUGAUGCGUUCUUAUUCUUUUUAUACAAGUUUUGUUCAAGUCAAAUCUUUUAACAGGGUGUGAUGGUGGAAUUACAGUCUCAAGUUGCUUAAUCUUCCCCUUGUAAUGUUAUUCCCCUUCUAGAAUUUGAGAUUUAUCUGUACCACUUUUCCUUACAUCUGAGCCUUUUCAUCAUAAAAUUAAAUGUAAUGAACCCUUAAAAGAUCUUAAGAUGCAAGAAAGAAUUGAUUUGUUCAUGUGUAUUUGCA